AUGGAAGUUUUCCCCUUGCUCUUGGUUUUGUCCAUCUGGUGGUCUCGAACCUGGGACUCGGCGAAUGCGGAUUCAAUUAUUCACAUCGGAGCAAUUUUUGAUGAAUCUGCCAAAAAGGAUGAUGAGGUGUUUCGCACAGCAGUUGGUGACCUCAACCAGAAUGAGGAGAUUUUACAAACUGAAAAAAUCACAUUUUCGGUGACAUUUGUUGAUGGAAGCAACCCUUUCCAAGCAGUUCAAGAAGCCUGUGAACUUAUGAAUCAAGGCAUCUUGGCCCUGGUCAGCUCCAUUGGCUGCACGUCAGCAGGGUCCCUCCAGUCUCUGGCAGAUGCCAUGCAUAUCCCCCACCUCUUCAUACAGCGCUCAACAGCUGGGACACCAAGGAGUGGCUGUGGACUCACCCGGAGCAACAGGAAUGAUGACUACACGCUCUCUGUUCGCCCACCUGUCUACUUGAAUGAUGUUAUUCUGAGAGUAGUCACAGAAUAUGCCUGGCAGAAAUUCAUUAUAUUCUAUGAUAGUGAAUACGAUAUCCGUGGAAUUCAGGAGUUUUUGGACAAGGUGUCUCAGCAGGGAAUGGAUGUUGCGUUGCAGAAGGUAGAAAACAACAUCAAUAAAAUGAUCACCACUCUCUUUGACACCUUGAGAAUAGAGGAAUUGAAUCGCUAUCGAGACACUCUUAGGCGAGCCAUCCUUGUUAUGAAUCCUGCGACAGCCAAAUCUUUCAUUACUGAGGUUGUGGAGACGAAUUUGGUUGCUUUUGACUGUCACUGGAUCAUUAUAAAUGAGGAAAUAAAUGAUGUGGAUGUUCAGGAACUUGUACGAAGGUCAAUUGGAAGGUUAACAAUCAUCCGGCAGACAUUUCCAGUCCCCCAGAAUAUAAGUCAGCGAUGUUUCCGUGGCAACCAUCGAAUAUCUUCAACAUUGUGUGAUCCAAAGGAUCCAUUUGCUCAGAAUAUGGAGAUUUCAAACCUUUACAUAUAUGACACGGUGCUUUUGCUUGCUAAUGCUUUUCAUAAGAAACUGGAGGACCGAAAAUGGCACAGCAUGGCAAGUCUGUCGUGUAUCAGAAAGAACUCCAAGCCCUGGCAGGGAGGGCGCUCCAUGCUUGAGACCAUCAAGAAGGGUGGAGUCAGUGGAUUGACUGGAGAAUUAGAAUUUGGAGAGAAUGGAGGAAAUCCCAAUGUCCAUUUUGAAAUUCUUGGAACCAACUAUGGAGAAGAGCUUGGCCGAGGUGUUCGCAAACUUGGGUGCUGGAAUCCUGUCACAGGGCUGAAUGGGUCACUAACUGACAAGAAACUAGAGAAUAACAUGCGAGGAGUGGUCCUACGUGUGGUGACCGUUCUGGAAGAACCUUUUGUAAUGGUCUCUGAAAAUGUCUUGGGUAAGCCGAAGAAAUACCAGGGCUUCUCCAUUGAUGUUUUGGAUGCCUUAUCUAACUACCUGGGUUUUAACUAUGAAAUUUAUGUUGCACCGGAUCACAAGUAUGGAAGCCCACAAGAAGAUGGAACAUGGAAUGGCUUGGUAGGAGAACUAGUCUUUAAGAGAGCCGACAUAGGGAUUUCUGCUUUAACUAUCACUCCAGAUCGUGAGAAUGUUGUGGACUUUACAACACGCUAUAUGGACUACUCAGUGGGAGUACUACUUCGAAGGGCUGAAAAGACAGUGGAUAUGUUUGCCUGUCUUGCACCAUUUGAUCUCUCUCUAUGGGCUUGCAUAGCUGGCACUGUUCUUCUGGUGGGUCUUCUGGUCUACCUCCUGAAUUGGCUUAAUCCCCCACGAUUACAAAUGGGAUCAAUGACUUCUACUACUCUCUACAACUCCAUGUGGUUUGUGUAUGGAUCCUUUGUACAGCAAGGAGGAGAGGUCCCAUACACAACUCUGGCUACUCGAAUGAUGAUGGGGGCUUGGUGGCUAUUUGCAUUGAUUGUCAUCUCCUCUUACACAGCAAAUCUUGCGGCUUUCCUCACUAUUACCCGCAUCGAAAGCUCCAUCCAAUCUCUCCAGGACCUUUCCAAGCAAACAGACAUCCCUUACGGCACAGUACUGGAUUCUGCAGUAUAUGAACAUGUUCGCAUGAAGGGAAUGAAUCCUUUUGAAAGGGACAGCAUGUAUUCCCAAAUGUGGCGGAUGAUCAACAGAAGCAAUGGAUCAGAGAAUAACGUUCUGGAAUCCCAAGCAGGCAUUCAAAAGGUAAAAUAUGGAAAUUAUGCCUUUGUAUGGGAUGCAGCUGUAUUGGAAUAUGUGGCUAUCAAUGAUCCAGAUUGUUCAUUUUACACCAUCGGGAAUACUGUUGCUGAUCGGGGAUAUGGAAUUGCACUACAACAUGGCAGUCCUUACAGGGAUGUUUUUUCACAGAGGAUCCUGGAGCUUCAGCAGAAUGGAGACAUGGACAUCCUAAAGCACAAAUGGUGGCCAAAGAAUGGCCAGUGUGCCCUGUACUCCUCAGUGGAUACGAAGCAGAAAGGAGGUGCCCUGGACAUAAAAAGCUUUGCAGGGGUGUUUUGUAUCCUGGCCGCUGGAAUUGUCCUGUCCUGCUUUAUAGCCAUGCUGGAGACGUGGUGGAACAAGAGGAAAGGCUCCCGGGUCCCAUCGAAAGAGGAUGACAAGGAAAUUGACCUGGAGCACCUCCAUAGACGUGUAAAUAGCUUGUGCACAGAUGACGACAGCCCCCAUAAACAGUUUUCCACCUCGUCAAUUGACUUGACCCCUCUGGACAUUGACACUUUGCCAACACGACAAGCACUGGAGCAAAUCAGUGAUUUCAGGAACACUCAUAUUACCACAACAACCUUUAUCCCAGAGCAGAUCCAGACUCUUAGCCGCACACUAUCCGCUAAAGCUGCCUCUGGCUUCGCUUUUGGCAACGUGCCUGAGCACCGAACUGGCCCUUUUAGGCACAGGGCACCUAAUGGGGGCUUUUUCAGGAGUCCUAUAAAAACAAUGUCAUCUAUUCCUUAUCAACCAACUCCUACCCUGGGGCUCAAUCUGGGUAAUGAUCCAGACCGAGGCACCUCCAUAUGAGCAUCAAACAAAAUUUCUUCACUGUUUCUUUUGUAGGACUCCCUUUGCAAGGAGCAACUGUAAUAUUGUGGGACUAACAUGGAUGUAACAUUUAAAAAAAAAUCAGGAUUAUUAGUAACAACUAUAGUUCUUUCUCUCCACUUUCUCCCUCUUCUC
Messenger RNA from Nyctereutes procyonoides (raccoon dog), 3180 nucleotides. RefSeq names its product glutamate ionotropic receptor delta type subunit 2 (gene GRID2). Gene Ontology annotation, molecular function: transmitter-gated monoatomic ion channel activity involved in regulation of postsynaptic membrane potential; glutamate-gated receptor activity. The record is from RefSeq and is a predicted model, not a curated record. Gene Ontology annotation, cellular component: postsynaptic membrane; plasma membrane. Lineage: Eukaryota; Metazoa; Chordata; Mammalia; Carnivora; Canidae. The coding region runs from base 1 to 3024 and encodes 1007 amino acids. The transcript has 16 exons. Gene Ontology annotation, biological process: monoatomic ion transport; modulation of chemical synaptic transmission; synaptic transmission, glutamatergic.